Messenger RNA from Epinephelus moara (kelp grouper), 3112 nucleotides. Its product is annotated as toll-like receptor 1. Gene Ontology annotation, cellular component: membrane. The coding region runs from base 91 to 2574 and encodes 827 amino acids. The record is from RefSeq and is a predicted model, not a curated record. The transcript is spliced from 2 exons. NCBI's taxonomy places the organism in Eukaryota, Metazoa, Chordata, Actinopteri, Perciformes, Serranidae. Gene Ontology annotation, biological process: toll-like receptor signaling pathway; inflammatory response; immune response. Gene Ontology annotation, molecular function: protein binding; transmembrane signaling receptor activity.
CAGAAUACACAGAAUAAAAGUCAGAGCACACAGAGUACAGCUCAGACCUUAGCUCCUCACACUCUGUUGGAAACAACUGCUUCGAAAGCUAUGUCCACCCAAAGCACAAGUGUGACUUUUCUGAUUGGGACCAUUGCCAUCGUGUCCCUAAUCAAACCUGACUGUGUAGCUGUCAAAGAAGAUGAAAGUGGAUUUAAACUGUGUGUCACCUCAAGGCGAGGAAUGAGAGACCUCUCCCAUCAGAAUCUAGCAAGUGUUCCCUCAAAUCUUCCCAAUGACACGCAGUAUCUGGAUCUUUCUUACAACUCCAUCCAAAGACUGAACGGAGCUCCGUUUUCUGGACUGUCCCAACUCUGCUAUCUGACGGUAACUAACUGUGGCUUGCGAGAAAUUUCUCCUGCUGUGUUCAGUCACACACCAGCACUCAAAGUUCUCAACAUAUCUUACAAUGAGUUACCCAUCAUCCCGGACAUUUCAUUGAAAUGGCUGAAAAUCCUUGAUUUGGCUAACAACCUGUACAACAGCUAUCGAAUUCCAGCAUCCUUUCAGAAGCUAAUGAAUCUGGAUGUGCUGGUGUUAGGUAGUACAGCUGCUCUGUCAAUCAACUAUGAUGACUUUGAUCCACUGACAAACGUUUCUCUACAUCAUCUGACUUUGGGAGCAGGAAUUCACUGGCAAAACUAUGAUUCUGGUGCUCUCACAAAACUGAAGUCUCUUGAAACUGUGUCAAUUUUUGCACCUUUUUGUGGGGAUUUGAAUACAUUUGAGAACGUCCUCGUGGACUUGAAUGUGACAAAAGCAACAUCACUGAGAUUCAUCACUCUAUUUCCAGACGACUGCAGUGACACUGGCAACCUUUUUAAAAACCUGAGGACAAUGCCAUUUAUAAAGAAUCUCACCAUAGAAAACACUUGGAUGAACAGCUCAUUCAUGGAGGCGUUUCUGAAGAAUGUGUGGCUCUCCUACCUUUAUGAUCUCUCAUUUGUCAACAUCACUUAUAGUGAAGAUACACCGGACGGGUUUCAGUUUCGCACCAUUAAUCACACAAUCAACCUAUCCUCGAUUACCUUCAAUGGGAUAAAUCACUAUCAAUACAAAUACCCCACGUUCAACAUGAGCUUUGAGGCCAUCUCAAAUCUGACCUAUUUAAAGUUCUCUGGGACUGGGAUGAACAUUUUACCCUGCAACCUGUUAUCCGCCUUGCCCUCCCUGGAGACAUUGGACCUGUCAGAUAACCUCUUGCCGGAUUCAGGCUUCUGGUGGAUUCAUUGUUCAUACACCUCCGUCUUCCCUAAACUCAAGAGACUAUCUUUAAGCAAGAACCGCUUCAGCAGUCUUUCCUUUAUCUCUGAGAAGACGCAUCAGAUGAAGACAUUAGAAUCUCUGGACCUCAGCUUUAACUCCAUCAGCUUGGACGGGGACUGCUCUUGGCCUGCUCAGCUGACUGAGCUCAGCCUGGGAAACAACAACCUGGGCAACAGUGUCUUUAAAUACCUCUCAGCAAACUUUGAGAGGAUUGACUUGUCAAAGACGGGAAUAACAGCCAUAACGAAAGAGGAUCUGUCUCGGUUUCCCAAUCUGACACACCUCCAACUCAGCUCCAACAGCAUCCAGGUUAUCCCUGCUGAUCUCAGCGCCCCGGCUCUGCUCAGUCUCUACAUAGACCAGAAUGCUAUCACGACUAUAUCCAGGGAGGGCUUGGCAGGACUUCCCAGGCUUCAGACCCUCAAAGCUGGAGGCAAUCCGUUUGUCUGCUCAUGCGACUCCCACUGGUUCGUCACUGUUCUCAACAAAUCUAUGCUACUCGAUUGGCCCUUCGAUUAUACAUGCAGCACCCCGCCAGCUUUUGCAGCUCUGCCACUCUCAGAGUACAAAACCAGUGAGCUGUCAUGUGAGAUGUGGCUUCAAGCUGCAGUUGCUGUUCCUGUAAUAAUCCUCAUAUGUGCUGCGAUAGGUCUUGUUUUCUAUAAAUGUGAUGGAGUGUGGUAUACUAAGAUGUUAUGGGUGUGGAUCAGGGUGAAGAGGAGAGGCAAGAAGCGCUCUAACAUGUUGAAGAAUGUAUCAUUUAGUUAUCAUGCGUUCAUCUCCUACAGUCAUCAGGACUCUGACUGGGUAGACAGCCAGCUGGUGCCAUCUCUGGAAGGCGCUGGGUGUUCACUCUGUGUUCACGAGCGCGACUUCGUCCCUGGUGAGUGGAUCAUAGACAACAUCAUCAACUGUGUGGAGUCCAGUUACAAGACGCUGUUCGUCCUCUCCAAACAUUUUGUCCAGAGUGAAUGGUGCAACUACGAGCUCUUUUUUGCCCAGCACAGAGCCAUCAGUGUCCAGCGGGACUCUUUAGUCUUCAUAUUACUGGAGCCCAUUCCAGCUGACUCUCUGCCCAAGAAGUUCUUGAGACUCAGGAGUUUACUGAGGCAGCAGACAUACCUGGAGUGGCCCAAGGAUGAACGGAAGCAGCAGGUUUUCUGGGCAAGUCUUAAAUCCAUGCUGCAUAUGGCAGACACAUCUGUGGUUAUGAAGGAUGUGGCUUUGGCUAUUGCAGAUACAGUACCUUUACUUACAGAUCAAGUCUAAGACUUCAGCAGUCUGAGUUAGACAAAUUGAGUCUGUACUUUCCAAAGACAGUGUCUUUUUAAUGCAAGAAAUGACUCUUUGUGCUUCAAUACUGUGUUUCCUUGCUUAUCUGUUACAGAGAGCAAGUAACACAAAGUGGAAAUUCGGCAAUUUGUCCCUCAUCGCUUGCAGUUAAAUUGCUUUGAAAGAGAAUCUCUUUGCAGUCAGCAUGGACAGGAGGAACUGUUGCAGCUACCAGUAUUGUUUUCAGUGUACUUACAGGCAUGUGAGUAUUGUAUUAAAACGAGACUUGAACAAAUGUGAACCUAUCCUAUAACCACAAACUGAAGAUGACAGAGUUGGUUCUUCAUCUAUGAUUACUGUAAAUCUGACAUUAUGAGAAGUUGUACUGUAAAUACAGAUUGACAGUUGUAGAUAUCUAUGUAUAUAUAUUAUGACCUGUGCUACCCCUCUGAAUAUGUAUGUGUAUGGUGUGUAGGAGUAUCCAAAGAGUAACACUUCAGCUGCAUUUUGUGAAAUUGCCUCUCUGGAUUGAUAA